Neomonachus schauinslandi (Hawaiian monk seal) is the source of this 741-nucleotide messenger RNA. RefSeq names its product C1q and TNF related 8 (gene C1QTNF8). Gene Ontology annotation, molecular function: protein binding. The record is from RefSeq and is a predicted model, not a curated record. NCBI's taxonomy places the organism in Eukaryota, Metazoa, Chordata, Mammalia, Carnivora, Phocidae.
AUGGCAGCCUCCAGCCUCCUGCUCCUCCUGGGGCUGCCUGUGGGGGUCUGGCCCGGCCUGGGGCUGCCCCGACGGCCAUGUGUGCAGUGCUGUCGCCCCGCCUGGCCCCCGGCCACCCCCGGCCCCUACGCCCCCCGGAGCGCUGGGGAGCAGUGGGUGCCCCGCGUGCGGCCUGCCAUCAAUAUCUCCAUCCUCAAAGGCGAGAAGGGUGAACGGGGGGUCAGAGGUCCCUCUGGCAGGAGCAAAAAGGAGGGUCCCCCGGGCCGGGGCCUCUGGGGCCGCAAGGGCCAGAAGGGGCAGGCAGGGCUGCCGGGCUCCCUGUGUCAGUGCAUCUACGCGGCCUUCUCCGUGGCCGGCGGGAGGGCCUGCACCCACCACUUCCAGGCCGUGCCCUUCCACACGGAGCUGGUGAACCUGGACGGGGCCUUCCACCCGGCGUCCGGCCGCUUCCUGUGUGCCGUGCCCAGCGUCUACUUCCUGAGCCUCAACGUGCACACGUGGAACUACAAGGAGACGUACCUGCACAUUGUGUGCAGCGGGCGGGCUGCCGCCAUGCCCUACGCGCAGCCUGGCGAGCGCGGUGUCAUGCAGACCCAGAGCCUGCUGCUGCCCCUGGCCGCCGGAGACACCAUCUGGGUGUGCCUGUUCCUGUGGGACCAUAACAACGCCAUCUACGGUGAGCACGGCGACCUCUAUAUCACCUUCAGCGGCCAUCUGGUCAAGCUGGCCGCAGAGCUCUAG